Megalopta genalis is the source of this 1352-nucleotide messenger RNA. It is a transcript of the gene Elp6, whose product is annotated as Elongator complex protein 6. Lineage: Eukaryota; Metazoa; Arthropoda; Insecta; Hymenoptera; Halictidae. Gene Ontology annotation, biological process: tRNA wobble uridine modification. Gene Ontology annotation, cellular component: elongator holoenzyme complex. The record is from RefSeq and is a predicted model, not a curated record.
UUUUGUGGCGCAAUCUGGACACUGCUGGACAUAGUCCACGGUUAGACAAAUUUAACUAAGAACAAUCUUGAGUUCCAUCAACUUCUUUAAAUUCAAGAACAUUUUAGCAUCGAGGGUUGAACGAUGUAAAUUUUCUCUUGAGAAUCAAUCGGGAUCAACUUUAAACUUAUUCUAAAUAUUGAGUUCAAGUGUUCUAGACGGGUAUAUAUACAGCUAAAAAUAAUUGUGCAUUAAGGGGUUAAAUUAAAAGUAGUUGUUCAUACAUACGUUUCUAUGUUUGUGUAACUUGAUGAAAUUUUUCUAAUCUGUUGCAAAUGUUAUUACGAUCGAAUGAAAAUGUUACGAUUUUGUUUUGAUAUCUAUAGGUUAUUAUAUCACAGAUGAACAAAAUGAAAUGAACAACUAUUUUCUUAAACAAUGCAAUUAUAGUAUAUGGUUGAUAGUAAAAUGGAUCCAGUAUCUAAUAUACUUGGCAUUGAUAAAGUAAAUAUGGAUGGAAAAUUAAUUUUAAUUGAAGAACGACACAACAGCAACGCGAAUUUUGUGUUAAAUUCAGUAAUCCUCAAUGCAUUAAGCGACAAUAAUGGAAUUUGUUUUGUACUUUUUCAUAAUACCUUCAAUCAUUACCACAAUGUAGGUAUGAAAUUUGGCUAUAAUCUCAAAGUUUUAAAAGCAGAAGGUAAAGUUAAUAUAAUAGAACCAAUGAAAAUUAUUGGAUCUAAUAUGGAAAGUAGAAAUAACGAAGAGACAUGCAAACUACACGAGACUAGUAUUAAAGAAAUAUCUGAUGUCACUAACAGUAUAAGUGACAGCUUAUUUAGGAUCAUAAAAAAUGAAUAUUAUGAAAUGAAAAAGUAUCAUAAAAAUGUAAUCAUUGUAAUCGACGACAUGAGUCACCUUUACAAUUUAGGAUUUACAUUAAGAGAGUCUAUGUGUUAUUUAAAACUUUUACGGUCACUCAUUGAAUGUGAUAAUACAUCUCAACUUUGUGUUGCAAUACACACGUACGAUGAUAAACUACAGAAUUGCAUGGCUAAUAUAGCUGUUCCUAUAUUGAAAUAUAUGGCUCACUUAUUCGUUAUGAUCGAUUCCUUUGAAACAGGAUAUUCCAGUGAUGUAUCUGGAAAGAUAACAAUUAAUUGGAGAAUAGAUCAUAUAAGAAAAGAACACAAUUGGUCAGAGAUAUCAAGGUAUAUAUACAAGGUAUCGGAUCGUCAAGUAAAGAUUUAUUCACCGGGGCAGUAGUUAAUCUUAAUAUAAAGUAAUUAUAUUGAAUGUGAUUUUAAUUUUGUCCUUAUGUGUUUUUAUACAUAUAUUGAAAUAUAUGAAAAUAUACAAGUAUUUUCAAAAAA